This is a messenger RNA of Cetraspora pellucida, 1939 nucleotides long. The record is from the annotation of a GenBank genome assembly. Lineage: Eukaryota; Fungi; Glomeromycota; Glomeromycetes; Diversisporales; Gigasporaceae.
UUCUAGAAAAAUUAAUAUAUCUCGUUAUAUUCCUAUGCCUGCCAGACGCAGACUUGCUGAAUCGCAAGGCUCUCCGAGUACAAAUGUACAAGACAGCACUUACGCUACCCCUCGCAGCACAAGAAGUAAAAGUAAUUCACGAAAAAAUGGCAUCAAUAAUAAUGAUAAUGGUGGAGUUCCUUACAUUAGCUCCCCAAAAUAUACGGCGUAUCUAAGAGAACGUAAUUUGGAUUUUUCGAGAGAAGAAGCUUUUCUUCGAGCGAUGCAAGAAUCCGAUUUUUGGUCAGGUCCAUUAACGCCACCUGUCGAGUCAUCAUAUCCGUCUUACUACCCAGACGAAGAAGGCGACACCUCUUUACCUGAAUCGAUUUUACCCGAAACUGAUAGCAAUGUAAUUAAUACUCGUGAAAUCAGUAAUACAAAUGGCAAUGGGCCUAUUGUCAGUAUACGUUGGAAUCCGUUAAAGCCUGUGAUAAACUUUUUAGUUGGUUCACUGGCAUUCUUGCUCAAUGCUGUUGGAUCAACAUUCUUUUAUUUAUACUGGGUCUUUAGAGAAACACCAAAGUUUAUUUGGAAAAACUUAACUGAAGAUAAAAACGGACCUUUCAUAGAAACAAUAGUUGGAGUGGAUCGCAGUGUACCAUCUACAACGCCUAAUUAUGUUUUUAUCGCUAUUACUAACAUUCGUCGAAACAAUAAGUUAUUCUGGCUGUUUUUAAUUCCCUUGAUAGCGUUGUUAUUGAUUAUUUUCAUUAGCCUUGUUGACGAUAAGAGCAUUUUUGAUUAUUUCCCUCGGCAUCGCUCAGCCGAUAAAUUUUGGUUUUGGCCUUUAGAUAAUUCGACAUAUACAGUACAACCAAUUGGAGAAGGAAGUAAUGAAAAUGAUAUUGCAACUAAUGGGAACAAGGGGGCUAAUGGAAGGGCAGUAUUUACAAUGGAUGAUCUUAGGAAAUUAAUUGCCGCUGAAGUCGAGAGCUCGUGUAAAAACAAAAAUCCGACUAUUCCGCCUAGCAAUGAUCGUAUCCGAUCAUUAAUUAAUACUGAGGUAAAAACUUUAUGUUCAUCCGAAGUUAGAAAAGAAAUGGCGUCAUAUAGGACAGGUCGUGUCCCAUUAAGAGGAGAAGAAAUGAUGGAAAUAAUACGUAAGGAAGCACGAAAGGUCGUUUCGGAGGAACUUUUAGUGUUUUCACAAGAUAAACUAAAUAGGCCGGAUUUUGCUUUAUAUUCUGGAGGGGCAAAAGUAAUCAGUCGUUUUACAAGCAAGACCUACGAACUAUGGCCAGAUAAAUGGUAUCAACGAAUGUUUGCUCAAUUUUCAGGUCAAGGUAUUUUACGUGGAAAACCACCAGUCACAGCUAUAUCACCAGAUACACAUGUUGGUCAAUGUUGGCCUUUUCCGGGUCAAGAAGGUCAGUUAGCGAUUUUACUGAAUCGACGGGUACGCGUUACUGCAGUAACUUAUGAUCAUGUUAGCAAAGAUGUCGCUGUGGACGUAUUAAGCGCGCCUAAAGACUUUGAAGUUUGGGGAAUCAUUGAUGAGGGUACCGGUGGAAGGACCAAACAACCGGACAAUAACGAAUAUGAUGAAGAUUUAUUAGAAUCAACCGUAGAAGAAUGCGGUGUUCGUGAGGAUGGAGAAUUAAAUGUUCCAAUCAAGGCGCGUCCUAAAGCGUUAGAUCCUGACCCUUCAACUGAAAAUUUCACCUCUGGUGAACUUAAGCUUGGUUCAUCACCACUCCAUUACUUUUUGGGAAAAUAUACUUAUGAUAUUAACGGAUUGCCUGUGCAAACUUUCGAAGUAAGCGAGCAAAUUCUUAAAUCAAAUAAACCCGUAAGGGCAAUUAUUAUGAGAGUACGCUCUAAUUGGGGAAAACCAUCGUAUACGUGUCUGUAUCGGUUCCGUGUGCAUGGUGACCCGGUAGAUAAAUUGGAUAAUUAA